This is a messenger RNA of Penicillium cinerascens, 441 nucleotides long. RefSeq lists its product as uncharacterized. The coding region runs from base 1 to 441 and encodes 146 amino acids. The transcript has 2 exons. NCBI's taxonomy places the organism in Eukaryota, Fungi, Ascomycota, Eurotiomycetes, Eurotiales, Aspergillaceae. The record is from RefSeq and is a predicted model, not a curated record.
AUGCCACCCCGAAAGAGCAAUAUGACCAGCCGUAAGUCGGUCGCCCUGACGAAGGCCAAGACGGCAUCCAAGAAUACCGCACACGAGCGCAAGAACGACACCGACGUCCGUUUUCUGUGGGAAUGCGUCCAGGACAUGAAGGGACCUGGUACUAUCCAUGGCAAGCUCGACCUCGGCGCAGUUGCUGCUCGUAUGAGCAUGAAGAAGAGCGCCAUUGUCUCACGCUUCAAGCGCAUUACUCGCGACAUGAGGGCCAAAGAGGCUGCUGAUGCCAAGGCCCGGGAGAACGAUGAUGCCGCGGAGGACGAGGCCGAGAACGCUGUCAAAAUGGAGGAGGACAGGGAGGAGGAGGAUACCACCGAGGAAGAGUGCAUGAUCGAGCGCUUGAUCAAGGAGGAGAGCAUCGAGGACGAGGUUGAGAAGAACGAGGAGGAAAUCUAG